UAAAUUUGACCCAGAGAUCGAGAAAACUACUCGUAGACUCCGAAAAGAAACCAAGCAACACAAGGAAGAGGCUUCUACUUCUUCCAAACCAGCAGCAGACUCUGAGUUAGACGUGUCCACGUCUAACAACUCUAAAGACGAAGUCAUGGCCCAAAAUCCCGAACGAACGAUCAAAGAGAUGACUUCGCUUGACUUAAAUCAACAACCACUCUGCAUUGAAUAUCCUAAUUUAGAUGUUGAUUUUGAACUUAAAUCCGGUCUCAUCCACUUACUUCCCAUUUUUCGUGGCCUUGCAGGUGAAGACCCACACAAACACCUCAAAGAAUUUCAUGUGGUGUGUUCCGGCAUGAGACCUCAAGGAGUCACCGAAGAACAAGUCAAGCUAAGAGUUUUUCCAUUCUCAUUGGGCGAUAAAGCAAAGGAUUGGCUCUACUCCUUACCUUCGGGAUCUAUUGUUAGUUGGAACGAGCUCAAGAAACUAUUUCUUGAGAACUACUUCCCUGCUUCAAGGACUACAAACAUCCGAAAGGAAAUAAGUGGAAUACGCCAAUUCUCUGGUGAAAGUUUCUAUGAGUAUUGGGGAAGAUUCAAACAAUUGGUGGAGAGUUGCCCUCAUCACCAAAUUCCCGACCAUCUUCUAAUUCAAUAUUUUUAUGAAGGAUUGUCUGAGGCAAAUAGAAGCUUGGUGGAUGCAGCUAGUGGAGGUGCUUUGUAUGACAAAACUCCUACGGAAGCACGCAAACUAAUCACAACCAUGGCGGCUAAUAAUCAACAAUUCGGUAAUAGAAACGACAACUCCCCACAAAGGGUAAACGAGGUAAGUACUUCUCUUGAUGAACGUUUGGAUAAACUUACUUCUCUUGUUGAAAAAUUUAUAGGGGGAAGCAUUCAACAAGCCAAAACUUGUGGGAUAUGUACAUCUUCGGGACAUUACACCGACGCUUGUCCUACACUUCACGAAGAAUCAACCAAACAUGCUGACGCCGUUGGUGGAUUUUUUGGGCAACAACAAAGGAGACAUGACCCAUUUUUCAAUACCUACAACCCUGGAUGGAGAGAUCACCCAAAUUUGAGGUAUGACAAUCAACCUCAAAACUUUCAAAGAGUCCACCACCACCACCUCAAGCCAAUCCCAAUAAUGGUAUGCCUCUGGAAGAUAUCGUGA
Sesamum indicum (sesame) is the source of this 1165-nucleotide messenger RNA. The record is from RefSeq and is a predicted model, not a curated record. NCBI's taxonomy places the organism in Eukaryota, Viridiplantae, Streptophyta, Magnoliopsida, Lamiales, Pedaliaceae.